Molecule: messenger RNA, 987 nt
Organism: Psilocybe cubensis
Lineage: Eukaryota; Fungi; Basidiomycota; Agaricomycetes; Agaricales; Agrocybaceae
Exons: 8
Coding region: 1-987 (328 amino acids)
Source: RefSeq, a predicted model, not a curated record
AUGCUGAGUCUGCUCGCUGUCGGUUUCCUUGGGCUUUGGGUUCAGUACUCUCAGGCUCAAAGUACGGCCAAAUGUUUGCCGGGGUUUGAUUGGAGUUUCAAUUCAUUGGGACAAAGCCCAUGCGAUGUUGCAGCUGCCCUUGGUGGUGUGUGUAUUGGAACAUCUUUCCAAUUGGGGGCGCUGAGUCCAGGAUUGAUCUACCUUGGACCAACACCUGCUCAGGCAAAUUCUUGCAGGUGUAGCUCCGUCUACUAUUCACUUUUGAGUGCUUGUUCGGUGUGCCAGGAUGCCAAUUUCCUGAAAUGGUCGACCUACAAAACGAAUUGCACAGUUGUUUAUUCACAGGUCUUUGCACAACCUAUCCCCUCUGGCGUGAAUGUUCCACACUACGCAUAUUUGGAUGUAGAGACAGCAGACACGUUUAACCCUUCCCUUGCACAGGCAGCUGGUGGCCCCGAGUCUACCAGCGUCCCCCAGUCUACAAGUGCUACAAGUGCUACUUCUGGCCCUACACCGACCAAUAUCCAACCACCGACCGAGAACAGCGGGAAAAAAUCUAAUGCCGGUGCUAUUGCUGGCGGUGUCGUUGGAGGUCUUGUCGGGAUAGCUCUACUCGCAGGCCUAGUCUAUUUGCUUCUCCGCCGCAAAAAGCGUCAGUCUCCACCAUCAUCUGUCCACGAGCCCGUGAUGGCGAGCCAGGGCCCAUUGUCGUCGCAAAAUCCCAUGAGUCUCACAGGAAGUUCUUACCCGUCCACACCAGCGCCCAAAGUUUAUGAUCCUAACGACCCCAGUACAUUUCCCUCCGAUUUACCACAGGGUGGUGCUUUCAGCCAUUCCUACAACCCCUCAUCACCAUUCAUCCCAUCUGUUGAACAAACCAGCCAACCAUAUCCGACACACAUAUCCCCCAAUUUCACCAGCAACAGUGCUCAAAACAGUAUUGCUCCGCCGUCCCGCACACAAUAUACCGGUGCACCUGAGCUUUAA